Durio zibethinus is the source of this 3917-nucleotide messenger RNA. RefSeq names its product flowering time control protein FPA-like. NCBI's taxonomy places the organism in Eukaryota, Viridiplantae, Streptophyta, Magnoliopsida, Malvales, Malvaceae. The record is from RefSeq and is a predicted model, not a curated record. Gene Ontology annotation, molecular function: RNA binding.
AUAAAUAAAUAAAAUAAAAAAGAAUUUUCCGUACCUCUCAGUUGCCAGAAUGUUGAGGAGUCAGGCUAGAUUCUGAAACCCUAAAUCUAUCCCUAAAAAAGAUCACUCUCCAAGUUUCUUCUCAAAACAAAGUUAGCCAUGACCGGUCGUGGAGGCAGGGACCGAUCGCGACGUGACUACCCUCUGUCGGGAAGUUCGGGGCGGAGCAAUGCACCGCCAUCGAGACACCUUUGGGUGGGGAAUCUAUCGCACAGUAUACUAGAGCCAGAUCUCACCGACCACUUCUUUCAGUAUGGUGAACUAGAGAGCGUGGCUUUCCAGCCAGGUCGAAGCUACGCUUUUAUCAAUUUCAAAAACGAAGAAGAAGCUAUUUCCGCCAUGAAGGCGCUCCAGGGUUUCCCUGUAGCGGGGAAUCCGCUUAGGAUUGAGUUUGCCAAGGCGGACAAGUCAUCGACACUGUCAUGUGAUGAGGACUACUUGCUACGUCGGGAUGAGCAACGUUCUACAGUUAGAGGGUCUCCUUUCUCACCAAGGGACUCUAGAGCACGUCAUGCUAGUCCUGAACAUUUUGUCCCUGACAAAUCAAAAACAAAUGAUAGAAGUGCUGAUCCCAGUGAGGUCCUAUGGAUAGGAUUUCCAGCUUUACUGAAAGUAGAUGAAGUGAUUUUGAGGAAGGCUUUCUCUCCAUUUGGUGAGAUAGAGAAGAUUACCGUGUUUCCAGGACGUAGUUAUGCUUUUGUUCGUUUUAGGAGCAUAUUGUCAGCAUGCAGAGCAAAAGAAACUCUUCAGGGAAAGCUAUUUGGGAAUCCCCGUGUCCAUAUUUGUUUUGCGAGGAGUGAGAGUGGGUCAUCCAACAGUGGAAGGGGCUCAGGGAAUGCCCCUAGCUCUCCCCAUUUCAGGGUAAAAGGUCGCUUGGGGUCUUCUGAGAACUUUCUGCAGGAUAGGAAUUUUGCAGACUUAACAGAAGAUGCAAGCAUUAGAUCUCCUUUGAUCGAUUCUGGUGAUGCUGAUGUUUAUAGUUUCAAUAGGAAAGGUAGUUCAUGGCGUGGUGGAAAUACAUAUGAACCCUGGAGGUUUGGAGAAGAGGGGCCUGAUCCUCGACGACAACAAGAUAUGUAUGAACAUGGUAAAAGUCCAAUGGGAUUCGAUGAUUUUCCUCCAAAAUUACCUCAGAAAAGUGCAUUCUAUGAAGAACCAUGGGAUAUGCCUGAAGACACCUAUUCUGUCCCUGGAGCCAAGAAAUUGAAAACUGGCUCCCUUCCACUUGAGAAAGAGCUACCAGAGUACUCUUUAUCUGAUCUUGAACAAGAAAAAUGUGUUUUUCCAAGAAUACUCUCUGAUUUUCCUCAAUCUGAAGUCUUUAAUAAGAACUUUGAACCUGGAGCUUUGGGGUAUAAACACAUUCCCGAUCGGCCAAUGAAUUUAACUCCAAUUCAUGGGGAAAGAAAUGAUCACCGGAAACCAUCUUAUGACGGUUUUCCUGUAGGAUCUGGUUUACAAUCAAACAUUAUUGAGAAGAAAAGAUUUACUCCUGAACUGGAUCGGCCAUCUUUGAAAGAGUGGAAAUGGGAGGGGACAAUAGCCAAGGGUGGAACUCCUGUAUGCCGUGCUCGCUGCUUUCCUGUUGGAAAAGUCCUUGACAUCAUGCUGCCUGAAUUCUUAGAUUGCACAGCAAGGACUGGUCUGGACAUGCUUGCAAAGCAUUACUAUCAAGCAUCUAGUGCUUGGGUUGUUUUCUUUGUCCCUGAAAGUGAUGCUGACAUGGGAUUCUACAAUGAAUUCAUGCAUUACCUGGAGGAGAAGCAGCGGACCGCUGUUGCUAAAUUAGAUGAUGAGACCACAUUAUUUCUUGUACCACCGUCAGAUUUUUCAGAGAAAGUACUGAAAGUACCUGGGAAACUGAGCAUUUCAGGUGUUGUUUUGAGAUUAGAGCAUUCUGGUUCCAGUUUCGGGUCUACUCAUCCUAAUGAAAGAAAAGAUGCAAAUUUGUUGCUUUUUCAUGGUGAUACAUCUUAUGCAAAGCCAUCAACAACUUCAGGAUCAUUUCCUUCUUUGGCAUAUCCAGAAUUAAGUAUAUCAGAAAUUAAGGAUAACUCCUUUCCUGGGAGUGGGGCUACACCUGUUGCACCUCUUUCACUUUCUGGGUCAGCUCAUUCUGUUGGUGAUGUAUCCGACUUGUAUAGUGAGCACAGGCAUGAUCAGGCUCCCCAGCGAAAUGCUAUGUUUGGACCAAGCUGGUCUUCCCAUGAUCAGCAUCAUCCGGUGUCUGUUGCCAGAAAUACUCAAGUUUCUAGUAGUGCUUUUGAUCCUGCAAUUAAGGGGUAUCAGUUAGUUAUGCCAAGAGCAGUGCAAGAAACAUAUUCUAGUACUGGUGGAACUUCAGGUAUUCCAUUAUCUGGAAAUAGCAAGCCCGCUAUGCCUAUUUCAGCCCUUCAACCAGAACAACUAGCACAACUGGCGUCAUCUCUUAUUGGGCAGCAGAAGCAGGUGGGAAAUACUCCAAAUGUAUCAAUCGGGGAGCAUUUUCGUCACACAAACACAAUGGACCAGCCCGACUUGUUGAGACAAGCACAGGGAUAUGCUUUACAAAAUAAUCAGGCUACUCCUGAGCUCUCAACAUCUCAGCUUUCUCAAGUGCAACAGUUGCAUCAGCAGACAUCAAAUGCAGCUGCAGCAGUGCCUCAAGCAUCUCAAAGAAGUCAGCAAUUGCAUGGUAAUGGUAUACAGGAAGAAGGCGAUGCAGAUCCACAGAAACGCUUGCAAGCAACAUUACAGCUGGCAGCAGCUCUUCUUCAACAGAUUCAACAGGGGAAAGGGAGUUGAACUGGUUUCAGCUUCGAUUUCAAUGUACUGGUACCAUGUGAUACUUUUAACAAUCAGCUUAAUGAAACUUCACUUAUUAGUUUUCCAUGGGUUGCCCGGAAUCGUCCAAAUGAGGCAGCGGAUUAUCUCAGUUCUUAGCAUUGUAAAUUCGGUGGCCUUUCUAGCACAUAAUUUUGGAAUUUCUUUCUCAGCUACUUACGUUAAUUUUGGAAUUUCUUUCUCAGCUACUUACGAUCUUCUUUUACUUAACUAACAAGUUGCUUGCCAGCCAUGUUGAUAGCUACUCUUGAUGCAUGGGGCUAUUUUGUUAAGCACCGUUUGUUUCGCAAAAAAUAGUUUGUUAACGCAAAAUAUUUUCAUAAAAAUGCCUCACAUGGUAGCCCUGCUAGUACUAACAUAUAUAUCUGCAGUAUCGUUAUUGCACUCUCCAACUCUCCAAUCAAUCAAGGGCUUCAAAAAGAAUUAUUAUUACAUGUUUAAGGUUUAGCAAGAAUUGAGAUGAUUUCAUUUAUUGAUCGGUUUCUAAUGCUAAAAGUUGGUCACCCUUUUAAUAUCGUUGAUAGAAGAUUUGAUCACCCCAUCGUUUUCCACUCCCUUUUCUACGCCUUUAGCCUUUCUUUCGCCAGAACUAUGCGUAAACCACGUCUCUUGUUGCAUCCCAUAAGCGAAUCCCCUUUCCUUCUCUCUUGGCAUAGUUGGUUAUAAUUUUAUGCAUCAUCCACGAUCUCUUAUCUCAUAAAACCAAGAAAUCAAUCUCAUAUCUAUGGUUUCAGUGCAGAAACAUGAUCAUAAAAUAAAUUAAAGCACCUAAAUGCUAGGUUCUCAGCCUCAUCUGUACAUAUAUAUCAUGCUUGGUGUUUACCUGGCCGGGUCAAUUAAAGAGCAGCCAAUUCAACAACAAAUCGACCCAAGGUUGUUAUUAAAGAAAAAUGUUAGUAAUAUCAUGAAUUAUAAUGAAAUAAUUCAUGUGAUAUAAAUUUUAAAAAUUUUUUAUAUGAUACCUAAAUUAUAAAUUUUUAGUUAGAUAUAUGAACUAUAAAUCCAUUAAUUAAGUUGUAACAUAAUUAAUUUUAAAUGAUAACACAAGACAAAUA